Molecule: messenger RNA, 313 nt
Organism: Strongylus vulgaris
Lineage: Eukaryota; Metazoa; Nematoda; Chromadorea; Rhabditida; Strongylidae
Source: the annotation of a GenBank genome assembly
UGACGAGCAGACGUUAUAACACAAACCACGCUUAACUGGUGGAGAGUAGAAUUGAACACCUGUUGUUUAGCUUGUUCGUGUGGACAAAAGAGAACGUCGUUUGGAUGAAUUCAUCUCAGCUUCGAAUGCCAAACCUUCAUCAUCGGUCGAAAUAGUUGAAGUGACAGGAAGUAAAGAAGAAGACAGUGUUCAAAGUGAAACGAUGAAUGGCAAGCCGCGAAGGGUGUUUCAAUUUGAGUCACUUAAUAAUCUGCGAAGGGAAAUUUGCGGUGGCGCCUCACAACCGCUCAGGUGGGAUCGGUUUUUUCUGUGA